ACUCUGGCUGGGGAAGGCAUGAGUGACAGACCCACAGCAAGGCGGUGGGGGUAAGUCCUUCUUUGCCUUAAGGGAACAACGCUUAGGGCCAAAAGAUGAAACUGUCUCUUUUAUUAUAGAUGUUUGUGCCUUCUUAGGCAGAAUCUGGAAGGCAGCUAUAGGGCAGGUGGGUGGUUCUUUUAGAUCUGAGUACUGGGCAUUUUCAGAAGAGAGGCAUAGAGAAGGUAGAAGAAAAGGGAUGCUUUUUAGCCAAAUCCUCCAUAUGUUUCAGAUCUGCAAAAGCCCAGGAAAAUUACCCUAUGGAGGUGAAUCUAGCUAUAGUACAUUUCUUCGGAAAAAUUACUCACCCAGACGCUCAGCUGUCCUGGAGUGGAUGAAGCUGAGUGUUCAGCUAGAAAGUAAUGUGUCCGAUUCAGUACAUCAACAAACCCGCUUUGUUCUGGGGCAAAAGAAGCAAAUCUAAUUGUGUUGAUCAUUUCCAGUGACUGUGAACAUAUAAGGGAACACUGACAAUAAAAGCAGGGUGCUAUGGGUGACGCUAGGGUGAGCCCUCAUAAGGCCAGAGAUAUGUAUAUGCUGCCAGCAAACUUCACGGUUCACAGCCAAGUGAGGCUGGUCCAUCUGCCUUGGAAGAAGAUCAGAUUUUUGUGGAUUUAAAAAAAAAAAAAAGCUAAAAACAUUCUUAAAGAGCAUGUUUAUGUUUUGUGUUGGUGUUUUGCACUGUUUUAAAUUUCUCUGGUUGAUGAAUAUUUGAAGCUGAAAGAGCAACUACCUCUGGAGAGGUAAACAGGUGCAUGACAGGCCAAGCAGGGAGAGAACUCCGGAAAUGGCAGAAGUGAGAGGUGAAGGGGGUGAGCAGCGGGGCUGGCCUUUUCUGGGUCCCACCUCUUCUGGUGUCUCCUGCGGGGCUGAAAAGGACGUUUCCUGCCCACCUAGCUUCCUUAGCCUACUGUUUUGUCCUCCUCCUUCUCCCCUAACCCUGACCACAAACGACAGCACCUAUGAUCGCAUUUUGCCCCCUUUGCCAUCCCGGCUACAGCCCUGGGCUGCCGGUGAGUUCAGAAGUGACUCUCCUAACUUCUUCAAUAUGUGACUUUUCUGAGUUUACCGUCUUUGGGAAUAUUUUUAGUGUCUCCUCCAGGGUGCCCUCCCUGCCCCAUUGCAACCAUCGUUUUUGUCUCUUUACAUUCUUUUCCUCUAGAGAGUAUGAUGUCGUUGUCAUCCCACCUGGGGUUUUUCAUACUUCUGAGAUUCGCUUCACUGGGGCAGGGGAUGCGUGGGAUGUGGCUGGCCACCCCCCUGUGGAGCCAGCUCUUCCUUUAUCCUGCCACCCGGGCCUGGGCAAGAAAGGGUUUUUCUCUCUCCACCUCUAAAGCAAAGCCCCAUAGCAAACUAAGGGCUAGGCUGAGCUGGAAAUUCCCCUCACCCUUUUUGGCACUGCAUUUCCUCACUACCCACGCAGAAAGCAGGUUCCCGGGAACAUUCAGUGACAUGGGGAAAUGAGGGCCCCGCAAUUUGUCAAAGGGAAAGCCACAAUAAUACUAAUCUCUUAAAGUACUUGGCUUUCUUGCCUAACCCCUUACGUGGUCCUCUGCAAUUAGAUUCUCUGGUAAAUACUCUCCAUACUUCUUGGCUCUCAUGACUAUCACAGGCAAAGGACAAGGGCAAAAGUCUUAGAUGAUAGGGUAACUGGGGUAAUUGCCCCCCCCCCCCAAAAGGGGAAUCCUAGCCAUUUCCUGCCAGAAUGAGCAGUUGGCAUCAAUAUCGUCAAACCACCCCUUCUCUGCUCCAAAGAUCUAAUGACAGCAAGAGGGAUAUAGACGGGAGGAGAAGGCGUCCUCCCUCUCCCAGACUCCCUGCCCACCACCCUCCCCAGAGAAGCUCCACAAGGUGAGACACACUGUCCUAUAGGCCCAUGUAACAGAAAGCCAUCAAAAAGACCGUAGAGAAAAGCCGUUUUCCAUAGAGCCUUCUGCUCAGGGGCCCACAGUUUCCCUAACCACACCCGCUUUUCCUGACUUCCCGAGCUCUGCACCAUGAAGGCAGGAAAGGUACCGGGGCAUUGCUGGCACACCCCAGCCUCCAGGCUCCCUUUGGCAGGUUUAUCUGCAUUGUACGGUCAGGGUCAAGGGGUGAGAGAGGGUCGGGCACGAGGAGAGGCUGUCCUUCCUCCCCUAAAAGCAUCCCCCACUCCCAUCUCUCCCCACCUCCAGCGGCCAGGAUGCACCGGGCCGGCGGGCAGGCGGGCGAGCUCGCGGGGCCGCUUCUGCGUGUGCACCUGGCCGCCGCCCGGGAGCCUGCCACGGGCCGGGAAUGGCCGCUGCUCCGCCCUCUGAGAGGUGCUCCAGGCUCCCUGGGGACGGAGGUUUACACGUCCCCGUGCCGCGCUCCCAGAUCUGGGCGGUGCGCGUGUCCCUUGGGCAGGCUCAGCUCCCGGACUCCUCCCGCUGGCAGCCUGCUCGUUCCUGGCGCAAAGGAGAGGGAGGGAGUGUCGCUGUCCCAGCUGAGGCCCUGCCUGUUCCCAUCGCCCUUGCUAGUCACCAGAAGCUCCUCUCCCCUCAAUGAGUUCACUUUCUCAAAAGACAGCCUUCAGCACCCUGGUUUCCUAGAAGGCUUCCCCCUAAUCCAGAGUCUGGGGGGAGGGGGAGAUUUUCAGAAUGCCAUUUCAAAGCAAUCAAAUGCAAAGCUAGAAAAGACGACCCCCCCCCCCCACGCACACCUUGUUUUAAUGCUUUAUGUUCGAAAUUAAGUGUGGACCUUUGUGUACCAGAGAGAACAUCAUGGUGGCUUUCAAAGGGGUCUGGACUCAAGCUUUCUGGAAAGCAGUCACAGCGGAAUUUCUGGCCAUGCUUAUUUUUGUUCUCCUCAGCCUGGGAUCCACCAUCAACUGGGGUGGAACAGAAAAGCCUUUACCGGUCGACAUGGUUCUCAUCUCCCUUUGCUUUGGACUCAGCAUUGCAACCAUGGUGCAGUGCUUUGGCCAUAUCAGCGGUGGCCACAUCAACCCUGCAGUGACUGUGGCCAUGGUGUGCACCAGGAAGAUCAGCAUCGCCAAGUCUGUCUUCUACAUCGCAGCCCAGUGCCUGGGGGCCAUCAUUGGAGCAGGAAUCCUCUAUCUGGUCACACCUCCCAGUGUGGUGGGAGGCCUGGGAGUCACCAUGGUUCAUGGAAAUCUUACCGCUGGUCAUGGUCUCCUGGUUGAGUUGAUAAUCACAUUUCAAUUGGUGUUUACUAUCUUUGCCAGCUGUGAUUCCAAACGGACUGAUGUCACUGGCUCAAUAGCUUUAGCAAUUGGAUUUUCUGUUGCAAUUGGACAUUUAUUUGCAAUCAAUUAUACUGGUGCCAGCAUGAAUCCCGCCCGAUCCUUUGGACCUGCAGUUAUCAUGGGAAAUUGGGAAAACCAUUGGAUAUAUUGGGUUGGGCCCAUCAUAGGAGCUGUCCUCGCUGGUGGCCUUUAUGAGUAUGUCUUCUGUCCAGAUGUUGAAUUCAAACGUCGUUUUAAAGAAGCCUUCAGCAAAGCUGCCCAGCAAACAAAAGGAAGCUACAUGGAGGUGGAGGACAACAGGAGUCAGGUAGAGACGGAUGACCUGAUUCUAAAACCUGGAGUGGUGCAUGUGAUUGACGUUGACCGGGGAGAGGAGAAGAAGGGGAAAGACCAAUCUGGAGAGGUAUUGUCUUCAGUAUGACUAGAAGAUCGCACUGAAAGCAGACAAGACUCCUUAGAACUGUCCUCAGAUUUCCUUCCACCCAUUAAGGAAACAGAUUUGUUAUAAAUUAGAAAUGUGCAGGUUUGUUGUUUCAUGUCAUAUUACUCAGUCUAAACAAUAAAUAUUUCAUAAUUUACAAAGGAGGAACGGAAGAAACCUAUUGUGAAUUCCAAAUCUAAAAAAAGAAAUAUUUUUAAAAUGUUCUUAAGCAAAUAUAUACCUAUUUUAUCUAGUUACCUUUCAUUAACAACCAAUUUUAACCGUGUGUCAAGAUUUGGUUAAGUCUUGCCUGACAGAACUCAAAGACACGUCUAUCAGCUUAUUCCUUCUCUACUGGAAUAUUGGUAUAGUCAAUUCUUAUUUGAAUAUUUAUUCUAUUAAACUGAGUUUAACAAUGGCAAAAUACAGUAUGUCACAGUCAUGCACAUUCAAGAGAGAAAAUAUAACAAGUUCUUUUAUGAGCAAUCCCUUAUGCAUAGACUACCUUGGCAAAAGAGCAUUAGCAAGUGUCACUGCUCAUCAGUUACUUCCUUCCAUUUAUAUCACAAAUACCCAAGUUUCAAUUCUAACUUCAUUUCAUGGUAUUUCUUCCUCCUCAAUGCCCAAGGUAAUGUGGGACUAAAGCCCAGAAAUUUGAAAAGAAUAUUCAGAAAUCCUUCCCAAAUCAUAAGGGCACCUAUUGAGAUUCAAGACAAGCAGACUCGUAAAAUCUUGUAGAGGCAGAGGCAAAGUUAUCAUCAUACAAAAAUCACAAACAAAAAGGAGAUCUGUAUUCGGGUAUCAAACGGUUGAUCUGUUUUCAGUGCACACCCUCAAAUGCACCACACCAGUUUUACGAUCUAAGCUUUUAACCCCUUUACCACUUUGCUUAUUUUUAAAAAAUUUAUUGGCAAAACUGGGGAUUUUGUUUGUAACUUUGGUUAUCUAUAUUUAAACAUUAGCUGAGACAUAUUUUUGAUAACAAGAACUUAGCUAGUUGAGUCCUGGCUUUUUGUUGAUUAUUAAGCUGUGUUCACUCUAGAAGGUGUAAAGGCCCUGUCCCAAUCUCUGCUCUCUCACUUCUCGUGACAUUUGUUGAUAAUCUUUACUGCAAGUGUAAUGAUAUUUGAGUGAAUUAAAAUGCAUGACAGACAAGGUACAACAUGGUUGCAGAAUAAAAGGGUGAGGACAUCAGAUCACUCUGUAUUCAAAGCUUACUAGACGAACAAUCUUUCAUUUCUGGAUAUAUUGUAGCUAACCCAACACAUUUUUAAACUAUUUUUGUUACUGACUCACUUACUUGUCAAAAUAAUUGGUUUUUCUGUCCUGCUUUGCCUUUUGUCACUAGAAUGUUCUCCAGAAACCCCAGUUUCUGUCAUCUUAACUGUCUAGUCUAGCCGUUAACUUAGACAAAGAAGUGCAAAUGUCAAUUUCACUAAACAAAAGCUAUUAGAAGUAAAGCAGAAACCUAUCACUGCAAGGAGUGACUUGUAAAUAACUGAUGAUCAAGGGCUGUCUUCUCUCAAGCAUGGUUCCAACUCUGUGUCACUUUUUAGCGUUAAUGGCAGUUGUGUGUCUGUGGCAGUGAGAUAAUGGACCACUAUUAAACCUGAUUCUCUUCGGUGCUAGGAAAGAGUGAUGUGUGAGAUUCCCAGAGAGUCGUCACACCAGUGUUAUGCCUGGGAGUGCCACUGGCAUACCGCAGGUGCCUAAAUCCCAGGCCCCUUUCUCAGGGGGCGUGGCCACACCACACACUGCGCCAGUGACACAUAGUUACUUCCUGGCUGGGACGGCACCUAUAGAAACUAGGGUACAAAUCUCCCAAAGAUGGUUUGCACCGUCAUUUCAAAUGUUUGCACAAUAUACCACUUAGAGGCUUAAAAUCAGGGUGGUUCAGUUCAAAAGGUAAUAUCAACCGUCAGCAAACAUGUCAGUUUAAAAAUAAGUUCGGUUAACAAGGAAGUGUUAAGCAGAUUUUUUGAAUACACUUACAAUAUACUGGCUUAUAAUCAUUUUUAUUCUGCCAUAUGGUUUAUUUCAUAUACACUCACUUUUACACUCACUUCCAAUUAUAGCAUUCAAUAAGUUACGGUUAAAGAAAAGUGAAUGGUGUUUUUGUAAUUUGUUUUCUAGUAGCUAGCAGAGAGCCUGGCACAUAGUAUGUAUUCAAAACAAGUGUGUUAAUUAAUAAAAAUAUAUAAAUCUCAUUUGAGAUUUAAGAAUAUAAAUAAUUUUCUUUUAAUCUUUAUUUUGCUCAAUAUUUAAUAGGAAGUAUGAUUUCAAGGACUACUAAAGGAAGGCAAUAUACAUGUGAAAACCAUAAAAUACAUUUUUUGCAUUCUACUAUUUUUAGGGGCAUGAAAUGAAUGAAAGCUUUAGCACUUUUUUGCCCCUACAUAUGAGACAACAUAUUUUGUAUUUCACUCAAGGCUCUGCCAGUAAAAAGUAAUGAAAUUGUACCUUUCUAAUGACAUCUAUGCAGCAGGGGUCUAUCGCCUUGUGGAUGGCACCAAAUUAUCCAAGUGUAUUAGGAGACUGGGGCUUUUUUCUUUAAUCCCUUCUUAUUAAUGAAGUGCAUAGUGCUGCUCCCAGGAGACCACUGCUGACAGAUACACAGAGAAGAGAUCAGAGAGGAAAAACUGGGAAGACAUAAAUGAAUUAUACCCAGCCAUGAAACAAUGCCAACUGUCUCUUCCCUAAGGAAGAGUACAAGUACCCUAAAAUUGAAAGGUGGUCCCUACACUGAAAACGCACAUAGUUUGUCAAAAGUGUACAAAAGGGAAAGAGUCUUAUUUUAAGCUUUCAGGCUUUCUUAAAAACUUGGGGACCAGAAUUUCAAUGUAUGUUUCCAUUGUUGAAGAUAACAUUUUCUUCAAAGAGCCUUAACCUUUUGUACUGGAAGGAAAUAUUUUCUGGACUUAAGUAGUUGCCUAAAUUUAAGAUUCCUACACUUUAUUUCUGCCAUUGAUGCUUUUCCUAAACCCUUAUACUAUCUUUUUAUUAUCUGAGCCUUUUCCUAAUGCAGCUCAUAGGUGCUAGCUAGAGCUGCUGCUCAGUAUUGAAGACUUUACAAGGAGAUUAGAAAUCUUUGGAAAACAUAUGUGAUGAAAUUGAGCUAUAUGAUUUAUCAGAGAUCUGAUUCCAAAGAGCACAGAAUACUGUUCUCAGACCAUGAAACCAGACAACACAUGUAUUGGUUUAAACUCGAUAAUGACAGGAAAAUUCCAAACUAGAGCAGUAAAUUCAAAUGGUAAGAUGAAUCCUAGAAGGCCUCUGAUUGCAGCAUGUUGACACCAACCUCACGUUACGAACAAUUCACAGAGAAUUUGCCUUUGUGGCAACUGAAGAUGGAAGUCUGGGGGGCACAGACAACCUUAUCAAACAAUAUAAAAGCCAAUAUAAAUUCUCAUAAGCACUAUAGAAUUUGCAAAUUCAGAACAUUUUAUACCUAAAAGUAAUUCUGUCUUUCCUAAAGUGUUUUUAACAUGAAAAUUAGUAGGAAGAUGUGGUUACUAUUUGGAAAGUGUAAUGUAACAAAACUCUCUUUUGUUACCACAAAUUUUGUGAGUUUAGUACUCUACAGAUUGCCCCAUAAGAGCAGUAGCUUUUGAAACUCAUAAUUCUCUGAAAUAAAUGAAAGACAUUUAAUUCAAGGAUCAAAAAUUGUGGCCAUCUUUGCAAAUGACUACCUAUAGCCUGUGAAAAUACAUUUCAAAAAAUGUUAUGUGCAAUGAACACUAAAUUUAAGAGCAGUUACAGUGUGACUCACUCAUGUUUAAAAAAAAUCGAAGAGCUAAAAAAUACGUCUAAUUUAUGUAACCCAUUGGAAUGUAUUUCUAGGUUCUCUUCAGGAUUAAUUAAAUAAACAUGCAAUUUAUGAAAACAUAUAAACAAUUAUUUAUCACUUUUAUGACCCAAAUCACAAUAAAAUUGUCAUUUAGGAUAAACUGGGGAGAAUAGACUGAACAUAUGGUUAUAUUCACAGUUAUUUAUUAACUUAAAUGUUAUUCCAACAUUAGAGCUAAUGUUAAAAAGAUUUAAACUGUAACGUCUAAUAUUUGGAAUAAUAUAUUAAAGUAUUAGCACUGUGGUUGAUUUUCUUGAAUUAUGUUGCAUCUUGUACUACUAAGCUUGUGAAAAUAAACAUUUGGAUGUUUUAAAAGGUAAACAUUA
This is a messenger RNA of Homo sapiens (human), 7859 nucleotides long. RefSeq names its product aquaporin 4 (gene AQP4). NCBI's taxonomy places the organism in Eukaryota, Metazoa, Chordata, Mammalia, Primates, Hominidae. The coding region runs from base 2736 to 3686 and encodes 316 amino acids. Gene Ontology annotation, biological process: intracellular water homeostasis; transmembrane transport. The transcript has 5 exons. The record is from RefSeq and is a predicted model, not a curated record. Gene Ontology annotation, cellular component: sarcolemma; endosome membrane; extracellular region. Gene Ontology annotation, molecular function: channel activity; water channel activity.